This is a messenger RNA of Solenopsis invicta (red fire ant), 5969 nucleotides long. RefSeq names its product G-protein coupled receptor Mth. Bases 2155 to 4188 code for a protein of 677 amino acids. NCBI's taxonomy places the organism in Eukaryota, Metazoa, Arthropoda, Insecta, Hymenoptera, Formicidae. Gene Ontology annotation, molecular function: G protein-coupled receptor activity. The transcript is spliced from 11 exons. Gene Ontology annotation, biological process: G protein-coupled receptor signaling pathway; cell surface receptor signaling pathway. The record is from RefSeq and is a predicted model, not a curated record. Gene Ontology annotation, cellular component: membrane.
AAUAUUGAAGAUAAAUAUUGAAUAUUAAUUUUGGUUUUAAAAUUUUAAUAAUCACCUAUUACAUAAUAAUAAUUUGAUAUCAAGUAUUGUAUAACUCAAUUUAACAUGAUAUAAACAUAAAUUUCUGCUUAGAAUGAUUUUAAUAUAAAUCAUAAUGUGUAUCAUAAAUAAAUGUUUGUAUCAUAAAUAAAUAAAAUAAAUAUAAUAAUUCAAGUUAUUAUUAAACAGAUAUCAACUAUUUCUGUCCGGAAUAGCAAACGAAAGAAGAAUUGAAACACACAGAAAUAAAAUUGAGUGCAAGAAGGCAUAUGAAAUAAGGCGGUUUAAAAUUUAAGCAAUUAAAGAAAUUAAUUUAAAUACGACUUAAAAUAAUAAUUCAGCGAGGAAAGUCUGAAGAAAUUUUUUUUGAAGAACAGUAAAAAAGACAUGUAUUAUUUGUGGACAAGUGAAUUAUAUCUUUAUUAAAAUAAAAUAUACGUAGAAAUUUUUAAACUACAAACUAGAACAGCAGCUUUGAAAUGCAAUUGCAAAGUAACCGAAAUAAUAAUCUAGAAAUGUUAAUUAAGAACGUGACGUUAAAUUCAGAUAAGCGAUAAUAAUAGAGAUACAUAUAGUUUGCAUUGAAUAAUUAUAAUUUUACAGAACUAUGUCUAUGAUAAGGUUCGCUUUGCUCUGGCCUGGUAUUACCCUUGAUGAGAGCAUCGUCGGAAUGGUAUUUGACAAAAUGUUGCCCAUCAGGGGAAAUCUUUAUGAACAAUGUCAUCGAGUGUGUUUUAAAACCGAUAUACGCGAUAGAAGUUUAUGGGUUUUACGUUCAAUAUUGGAACGUUACUCUAGAGUUCGGGUUUCCUCAAUGCGAGGAAUCUGAGGAUUUUGAGGCAACGCCAAUGUACAACAGCGAAAUUAUGUCGGUAAAUUGAAUUUAAAUUGGUCUUGUUCAUUUUUAACUUUAAGGUCGUAAUGUCACAACUGACAAGAUAAUAGUCAAGUUUUAUAAGAAGUAUAAAGAGAAACCUAGAGAAGAUAUUAAAUGCUUUCUUGUUUCGCUUAUACAUAUAUCCAUUUACAUCAUUUAGAAGAAAAAUAAUAAUCACCACACUUGACAUUCCAAUCAUAUAACUAAAGUAAAAUGAUAUUUAACAACAAUUGUUUAAACAACGUUUAAAUAAAGCGUUAAAAACGAGCGGCUCUUAAGUAACUGAACAAAUUGUUUGUAGGUUUCCUUGCCAGCUUGCUUUGAAACACAUUUCCAGCUAACAGAAGAAAACAUAUUAAUGAACUUAAUAAUUGUUCACUGUCGAUCAAACGAAGACCAACAAGUGGAAGUAAUUAAUACACCUACACCUGUUCCGCAGCUCAUACACAUCAGAAAAUGUUGCUUCGGCGAUACAAUAUUCGACAACGGCACAAGAUCAUGUGUGAUUCGGUUAAACGAUUCACAGAGUCUUGAAGCAUUUUUGCUAAAUAAAUCGACUGACACAGAAAGCGCGGUGAUAGCCAGCCAGGGUCCACCUGAGUGCGAAGGGCCGAUUGUUAACUAUGAAAUUAAUGAAAACGAUAUCUCCCUAUGGAACGGUACAUAUUUGAGACAUAUACAAAGGAAAUGAGUAUUCGACUGCAUGCACAGAUAACUCGCUGCAAUGUAACAUUACUUCAAGAAGACAAGAAAAUUGAUGAAUAAAGAGAGAACUGAGUGAGGAUCGCAAUUUUUCGAACAAAUAGCAACUAUUUCUGCCCGGAGUAGCAAACGAAAUAAGAAUUGAGACAUACAGAAAUAAAAUUGAGUGCAAGAAGGCAUUAAUAUUGUUGUGCAUAAAACUUACAAAUCGCUGUGAAAUGGCGAUUUAAAAUUUAAGCAACUAAAGGAAUUGGUCUAAAUAUGACUUAAAAUAAUGCAGCGAGGAAUGUCUGAAGAAGUUUUUUUCUGAAGAAAAUAGAAAGAGCUACAUGUAUUAUUAAAAUAAAGUAUACAAAAUAUAAAGAAAAACAGGUUUAAGUAUAUACUAGAGCAGCAGCUUUAAAAUGUGACUGCAAAGUGAACAAAAUAAUAAUCAGGAAGUAUCACUUAAGCACAUGACGUUGAAUUCAGAUGAGCGAUAAUAAUAGAGAAUAUACAUUGUAUUAAAUAAACGAAUAAUUAUAAUUUUCACAACUAUGUCUAUGACAAUGUUUGCUUUGCUCGGUUUGGUAUUAUCCUUGAUAAAAAUAUCAUCCGAAUGGCAACUGACAAAAUGUUGCCCACCAGGACAGAUUUUAGUAAACAAUUUCACCAACUGUGAAUCAGUACCGAUAUUUGCGAUAGAGGUUUACUAUUGGAACAUUACAAGAGAGUUCCAAGGAAUUCCUCAGUGCGACGAAUCUGAGGAUCUUGUGACAACGGCACUCGACGAUUUCGAAUCUGACACUGUCUUAGAGGUGCCAGCUUGCCUUGAAUUAUUUUACAUAAAACUGAAAAAGAAACCCAUAAAAAUAAUUCGUUACUGUCGAUCAAACAAGGACCAACAAGUGAAAGCAAUUGACACAUCCAUUCCGCAGCUUUUACACAUCAGAAAGUGUUGCUUUGGCGAUACAAUAUUCGACAGCGGCACAAAAACAUGUGUGACCCGGUUAAACGAAUCACAGAGUCUUGGAGCAUUUUUGCUAAAUAGAUCGACUGACGCAGAAAGUGCAGUGAUAGUCACCCAAGGACCACCUGAGUGCAAAGGGCCGAUCGUUAAUUAUGAAAUUAACGAAAAUGAUAUCUUUCUACGGAACAGUACAUAUUUGGUGAUGAUUCCAGUGUCCAAAAAUAAUGUCAAAGAGGAACCAGUUACUGAGGAUAACGCUUGUCUCGAGAUGACGCCGGAGUUUGCAGUUGAAAGAAAAGUGGUAGUCCGUAUCUGCAGAGAUCCGGAAUUCUGUGAUACAAACGCCUGUAUCAGAAAGUGUUGUUCUGAAGAUAAAUAUGCUUAUGAAGGUUGCAUUAAUUUUCUACGUUUUAAACCUAAUGAAGUGGGAGAAUUUUACAAUGCUUUUGUGAAUGCCGUGGAUCAGACGAAUUCGUUCACUUUUGACACGACCAAAGAUCACGGAGUUUUGAUUCAGCAGCCAUGUGACCAAAUGUACACUUACGAUCCAAAGGAAUGGGAAAAACAAGUGUUACUGACAUCAAAUGGACAUGUUUUUAUCCGACAUUAUGAUGCGAACGACAUGCACUGCUUCGACGUUAGACAUAACUAUUUUGACAACUCUACUAACUUUGAUUUGUUUGUCUGUGGCAAAUACGUGACGCCUGAGACUUAUAAGAGCGCUGACUGGUUGUUCGCUAUAUUGGUCGUCAAAUGUAUAUUUCUGUUGAUGACGUUGCUAGUAUACGCGUACUUACCGAAUCUGCAAAAUAUUCAUGGAAAAACGGUUAUAUGUUAUGUGAGCAGUAUCUUGCUAUCUGCCAUCUGUUCAUUCAUCAUCAACUGGUACGACAAAGUUGGAUUUGAGCAACAAAGAAAAAUAAAGUGCAAAUCUUUAGCUUACAUCGGGUUUUUUAGUUUUCAUGCGGUGUUUUUCUGGCUUCACGUUAUGUGCUUCGACAUAUGGCGGACCUUCGCAACUGUACGUGAGAAUAUGAAUGUAAAGGACCGCAAAAAUAGGAAACGAUUGCUGUUGUAUUGUUUAUAUGGGUGGGGCAUCCCUUUGCUUCUGUUAAUCAUCAUUAUCGUUGUCGAUAACACCAAUUUACUACCAGAAUAUUUGGCACCCAAUAUUGGCAAUAUGUUUUGUAGUAUUACAUAUACAGCCAGUUGGGAUAACUACAGCGAUUUAAUCUUUCUUUAUGGACCGGAGACAAUUGUGACAAUAUCCAACGUGGUGUUUUUCAUUCUCACGUUGAAAUAUUACAAUAAGGUAAAAGCGGAUAUAAAAGAUUUAAAUACCGAUCCCAGAAGCAAUCAACUUGAUUCCAUUAAGGACAGAUUUAUCAUGAUCGUCAAACUGUUCAUCGUUAUGGGAAUGCAAUGGACAUUUGAGACAGUAGACUACUUCCUUGAGAAAUAUUCCAUAGUUGAUAAAUGGAAUGUGUUUUUUUACAUCAGCCUAGUCUUAGAUUGUCUUGAAGGUUUAUUGAUUUUCAUUAUUUUUGUUUUAAAAAAAAGCGUGUAUCAAGCUAUUCGCAAGCGAUUGCAAGAUAUAAAAAAAAAUCAACCUGCAACAUAACCACGUCAUUGUGUACUUAUACAGUUAGGAAAAGUGCGAUCAACUACGUGAUAUUUUUGUUUCAUUUACGCGACUUAUUCUUCAAAAAAUGGUUGACAACUAGCCGUAUUGAGAAUUUGAGAGAUCGGAGAGAGAGUAACGAUAUUAAAGAAGAAAUAACGAUUCAACUAGAAAAACAGAUGUAGCACUCUACGGAUUUGGUUAAUCCGAAAAGGAUGGUACCAAGUAGCAAAACAACGAAUUGAAUAAGAGAAGGAAACAGAUAGAAAGAUCGUAAUAAAAGUCUAAAAAGAUCAUUGCCUGAAAGCGACAUCCUACUUUAGUGCAAUUCGAUUUAUACCAAAAUGAGUGGACAAAAGAUGACGUUGAAAAAUUCAUCAAUACAUCACAAGUAAGGCAGUCUAUCGGUUUGUUUUCUGUUCCUAAAUUUGCUGAUGAAAUGAGUGUACACUUUUAAAGUAAAAUGAAGAAAAGAGGGUACUGCGGCUGCUGUGGACAUUAUGGCUACCGCCAUUAUCCCCGUUAUUAAAUAACGAAGUCAAAUAAUUUUUUAUGGAAUUAUACAAUUAAUAGCUCGCUAUUUUUAAUAGCGCUAAUAUGCCAAUACACAAUAACUAACAAUAGUUAUAAAGUACUUUUACUUUUCAGUACUUUUAAACUUUUCCAACAUAUAUUUGCACUUAAUUCCAGAUACGUCGUCAUUGUUUUUAAACUUGACCGUAUUAUCACUCGAAUAAAUGUACAUUCGAGUGCUUCUUUGUCAUUUAACUUUAUGUUCAGCUAUACACACUUUGAAUUAUGCGGAGUAAAACAAUAACAUGGAAUUUUGUUAAUAUGGUUUUUUAAACAAUAUUUUCGUAUCGAAAUAUUUCUUCGAUAAAUCGACUGUUAUUUUAAAGCGUAUUGUUCAGAAACACUAAAAGUAGAAACACUCUUUUAAUAUUCUAUAAGGUUUAAAAGUUAGCAAGGUUAGAAAGGAUGUUCCAAUCCAGUCUAAUGCAGGAAUACAAAACACAGCUAUUCGCCACCGAAAUUUAACGAGCUCAAGUGAUUCUCCAAAGAUUUGUCUAGAUGCGAAAAUGUAAAUCAGGACAUCUUAGUCGACUCGUCACUAAGAAACGUGGAAGUAAAUGCCAUGCACAAGCAGUGGGCUUUGCACAAGGGCAUCGAUGUUCCGUAAAUUGCACCCUCUGCACAAGGACAUGAUCAAUUCACAAUCAAUCUCUCUCUUAUCGUCUCAGAAGAGUACAUUUUAAAUUGCCAUUUUUUCAUACAAUUUUUGAUUUACCAAAUAAAAUGUAUCAAACACGUCAACCAGAGUAUGAUUCUCUUAAUGUAUCGUCGGACAUGGAAAAUUUAUUAUAUUAUCAAUAAUAAGAAUGUACGAUAGUUUUUGUAAAGAUAUUGUAAACAAGUCAUAAAUAUAUGUCUGUAUAAAAUCUGUAUUCCUCGUCAAAUUAAUCGAUGCUUUUCCCAUUUAUUGUCACAUUUAAUUUCGCAUUCACCUUUCCCUCAGAAGUGUAAUAUCACUAUUUUAAGCGAAAUUAUGAAGACUAGUUAUUAUUUAUAGAAUUUAGAUUUUUUUAGUAAAUUGUCGUUAUAUGCUAAUAUGCCAAUAACUAAUAUUCGCGCUAACGGAAAAUUUUUACGCAUAAGGACGAAUUCAAUGCGAAAUAAUGCGCAAAUGCGAAAAAAUACGCAAUAUUACGACAGUUGAAUUAUGUAGAAUUUCGUAAAGUACGUAAAAAUAUUUACUAAGUGGUAAGUCUUGUUUUGUUUUA